Dentiscutata erythropus is the source of this 231-nucleotide messenger RNA. Lineage: Eukaryota; Fungi; Glomeromycota; Glomeromycetes; Diversisporales; Gigasporaceae. The record is from the annotation of a GenBank genome assembly.
AUGAAAUAUCAUAGACCAUUUAAAAUAAACAAUUAUACAAACCAACUUCUUUUGGACAAUGAUAAUCGUAAAGAUCAGAAUAGCAAUUCUACAAGCAAUAACCCUUAUGAUAGUGACUUCUCUAAUCUUUCAAAUAGUGAUCUUAAUGGUAAUAGUUAUGGAUUAUUAGCCAAGGCUCUCAGCAAUAACAUUGAAGACAACCAUAUUAGUACCAAAGGGCAAAGGAACUAG